AUGGACAGAGUCUUUCGCGGAGCACUUGUAGCUUUAGCAUUGGGCGCUCCCCUAGCGACCGCUGCUCCCGACCAAGCUACAACACAAGCAUGCACUGAAAUCAAGAAUGCACUGCCUGGCAAAGUGUUAACGACCGGGCUUCUGGCGGUCGAGUACGCAUAUGAGAAGCAGCAGUAUUGGUCGAUGACACAGCGCUCUACUGAUCCUGCAUGUAUCGUGCAGCCAGUGUCUGCUGAGGAUGUAUCGGCUGUCGUCAAAAUUCUGCUCAAGUACCCCACUGUCAAAAUGGCUACAAGAAGCGGUGGCCAUGAUCCGAACGUUGGACACAACGGCGUCGAAGAUGGCGUACUCAUCACAAUGACGGACAUGGUGGGUGCUACAUACGACGCAACCAAGGGAGUGGCUUAUGUAAAGCCUGGAGGCGAGUGGAACGAUGUUAUCGGAGACUUGGAACCAAGUGGUGUGACAAUGCUCGGUGGACGUCUAGGAAUUGUUGGCGUGGGUGGUCUUCUACUUGGAGGCGGCUUGUCAUUCCUCAGUGCGCAGCAUGGUCUCGCGGCCGACAACAUCAUUGGCUGGGAGACUGUCAUGGCCAAUGGCUCUAUCAUUAACAUAGAUGCCAAAUCCCAACCAGAACUUGCGAAGGCUAUGAGAGGAAGCGGCAGUCAGUUUGGCAUUGUGACCACUUUCACAGUCCAGACUGUUCCGAUUGGCGACAUAUGGGGUGGAUCGUGUGUCUACGCACUGAAUCAGAGCGAAGCUUUGUAUGCUGCGCUCCACAACUUCGUCGCCAACGGCGCUCAGGAUCCCAAGGCUGCUGUCAUCUUCACAGACCUUUUGCUCCUUGAUGGCACAUCUUUGAAGCUGCUCUACUACUUUUAUGACGGUCCUACACCCCCGAAAUCCGGCCCAUUUGCCGACUUCUUCAAGAUCCCCAACCUCACCUGUCUUCCCCGGACCCAGAAGUCCGCGCAAACGGCGCCCCAGUCGCUCUCCUCCAAGCCCGCUGCUCCUUCCGCGUUCGUAUCCCCACCUCCCUCACCAAUCCCAACUAACCCCAACCAGACUUACACUCUCCCCUACAUCGCCACCCGCCCCCAAAUGUACCAAGACAUCCAAGCUAAAUGGUCCUCCAUCAUAAAACCCUUCGCCAACCUCCUGCACCCAACCUCGCAAUUCUCCGUCGAUUUCCAGCCCUUCCCUGCCGCAAUCGGGGCACAAUCCGCCGCCAAGGGCGGCAACGCCAUGGGCCUGUCCGCCUCGGACGCCGACCUCGUAAUCCUCGAGAUACAGGGCUCGUGGGCGCUGCCUGAAGACGACGCUGUUGCGUAUAGCCUGUCAAAGCAGCUGACCGAUUGGCUGGAUCAGGAAGUGCCGCUGUGGUUGGAUGAGGCAGGCAUGAGGAGGGAUAUUUAUCGCCCGCUUUACCUUAAUGAUGCCGCGGGCGAUCAGGCGGUUAUGCAGAGUUAUAAGGAGUAUGAACAGUUGAAGGCGUUGCAGAUGCAGUAUGAUCCUAAUGGGUUGUGGAGGGAGAGGGCGGGUGGGUUCAAGUACUAG
This is a messenger RNA of Parastagonospora nodorum SN15, 1557 nucleotides long. RefSeq lists its product as hypothetical. The transcript is spliced from 3 exons. Bases 1 to 1557 code for a protein of 518 amino acids. Lineage: Eukaryota; Fungi; Ascomycota; Dothideomycetes; Pleosporales; Phaeosphaeriaceae. Gene Ontology annotation, molecular function: oxidoreductase activity; FAD binding. The record is from RefSeq and is a predicted model, not a curated record.